Paramecium octaurelia is the source of this 414-nucleotide messenger RNA. The record is from the annotation of a GenBank genome assembly. Lineage: Eukaryota; Ciliophora; Oligohymenophorea; Peniculida; Parameciidae.
AUUCACAAGCAUUAUUCAAUGAAGAGCGAAUCGAUAUAUAAUUGGUUGAUUAGACAAAUUAUUUUAAGGAUGUAGAAAUUGGAAAUUCAGAGGAUAGUUGGCAAGAGAGUAAAGAACAGUAAAUUGGAGUAUUUGGCUCUAUGCAAUUAAGGAUAUGUUUGGCUGUCGAUUAAAUUAUUAAAAUAUAAUUUGAGAUUGGUGGCUGAUUAUGAAUAUAUUUCACUUCAGAAACAGAAAGAAAUCAUCCAGAAUGUGGAAACCUUUGAAAUUAAGUUGACUUUCGAUCAGAAAUCCGAAUGGAAUCAAAUGAAGGAGGACGAAGAAUAGGCAGACAAGUCUUUGAAUCAAAUACAUAAGCAAGAUAUUACAGAAUUGGAAGUUCGGAGAAGAAAGAGGUUUGAUUAAUUUAUUUGA